Messenger RNA from Camelina sativa (false flax), 545 nucleotides. Its product is annotated as senescence-associated and QQS-related protein. The record is from RefSeq and is a predicted model, not a curated record. Lineage: Eukaryota; Viridiplantae; Streptophyta; Magnoliopsida; Brassicales; Brassicaceae.
UUUGGUACGAUAUAAUUAAUUAUAAGAAGAAAAUCAAAAGACAAAUUGCAGGUGAAACGAUGUCAUUUAGAAAAGUCGAGAAGAAAUCUACCGAAAUGGGCCGCAACAUGUCCCACGAGAAGUCGGACUCUGAUUCGGACAAAGAAGGAGCCCCCAUGAUGGCUGGAGGUUACACUGAAACGGUUAACCGCAGCGACGACGACGAUGACUGGGACGAACCGGUUGACUCUGGCAAAGCCUGUGCUAACCUCACCACCGCCAUGGAAACUGUUCCUAUCAAUCGCUACAGCCGCAAAUAUUACCCUAAUUACUAAGCAUGCAAGAGAUGGGCUCGGCUACGUAAAUGGGAAAAAAAAAAUAAAGACCUGCUCAUUAGUCAAAAGGCUCGUAGAGAAAUUAUGUAUUGAGUCUGAAUGUAGUAAAUAAAAAGAAUCCAAGGAUGAAUGCCUCAUGAUAAUAUCAGUGAUGAUAAUCUCAUUGGUAUCAUGCGGUUUUUAUACAAUGUAACUACGGAAUGACAAUGUUACUCAUAACUACUUCUAUUA